AUGGGACUUUCCUUUUCCAAUUUAUUCAAGGGCCUCUUCGGCAAACGUGAGAUGCGAAUCCUGAUGGUCGGGCUCGAUGCUGCUGGUAAAACAACUAUCCUUUACAAACUCAAGCUUGGAGAGAUUGUAACGACGAUCCCUACCAUUGGUGAGUGUUUACGUUGUUUUUGACAUUUAGGUUAUCAGCCGUCUAUUAACAAUAUGAUUUGUUUCAUCGUUUAGGCUUCAACGUCGAAACUGUGGAAUACAAAAACAUUUCAUUCACCGUUUGGGAUGUCGGAGGACAAGACAAAAUCAGACCAUUAUGGAGACAUUACUUCCAGAAUACUCAAGGUCUCAUCUUCGUAGUGGACAGUAACGACAGAGAGCGUGUGGGAGAGGCCAGAGAAGAGUUGAUGAGAAUGUUAGCUGAGGAUGAGCUUCGUGAUGCGGUGCUGUUGGUAUUCGCCAACAAACAGGUAUGUUUUGAGCAUCUUACGCGCGACUUUUGUCGAUGUUGUCUGAUAUUAUACAUGAUGUUACGUUUCUUUCUACAGGAUCUUCCUAAUGCCAUGAAUGCGGCUGAAGUUACCGAUAAGCUCGGUCUUCACACUCUUCGCAACCGCAACUGGUAUAUUCAAGCCACGUGUGCCACUUCGGGUGACGGUCUAUACGAAGGUCUGGAUUGGUUAUCCAAUCAGCUGAAGAAUCGCAGUUAA
Molecule: messenger RNA, 698 nt
Organism: Bursaphelenchus xylophilus (pine wood nematode)
Lineage: Eukaryota; Metazoa; Nematoda; Chromadorea; Rhabditida; Aphelenchoididae
Source: the annotation of a GenBank genome assembly